Molecule: messenger RNA, 3793 nt
Organism: Hyla sarda
Lineage: Eukaryota; Metazoa; Chordata; Amphibia; Anura; Hylidae
Gene: TBR1
Product: T-box brain transcription factor 1
Exons: 6
Coding region: 73-2097 (674 amino acids)
Biological process (GO): positive regulation of DNA-templated transcription; regulation of transcription by RNA polymerase II; commitment of neuronal cell to specific neuron type in forebrain
Cellular component (GO): nucleus
Molecular function (GO): RNA polymerase II cis-regulatory region sequence-specific DNA binding; DNA-binding transcription factor activity, RNA polymerase II-specific
Source: RefSeq, a predicted model, not a curated record
GGCAUUAAUUGUUCCCCUGGAUGGGUGCUCUCCAUGCAAAAAGGGGGCUGAGGGGUUAGUCUGGUGCUAGCUAUGCAGUUGGAUCAUUGCAUCUCUCCCUCUAUGAUGCUCUCCAAGAAAUUCCUGAGUGUGAACAGCAGCUACCCCCAUGUAGGAGCCUCAGAGCUUGCUUUGCAUGAACAUCCCAUUAUCUCCACUCCUGACAACCUGGAGAGAAGUUCACCUCUGAAAAAAACUACCAGGGGGAUGACGAAUCAGUCAGAUCCAGACAAUUUCCCUGACUCCAAGGAGGCACCAGGGGACGGACAGAGGAGUAAGCUGUCUCCUGUCUUGGAUGGGGUCUCUGAGAUUCGUCAUAAUUUCGAUGGAUCUGCAGCAGAUCGCUAUCUCCUCCCUCAGUCCAGUCAGUCCCAGUCUUCUGCAGCUCCAACUACUAUGUUCCCUUAUCCCAGUCAGCAUGGACCGGCUCACCCAGCUUUCUCUAUCGGGAGCCCCAGCCGCUACAUGGCUCACCACCCGGUCAUCACCAAUGGAGCUUAUAACAGCCUCCUGGGCAAUUCCUCCCCUGGCACCGGAUACCCUGGCACCGGAUACCCUUACACGCAGCAGUACGGGCACUCCUACCAGGGGCCACCCUUCUACCAGUUCUCCACCGCUCAGCCCGGACUGGUGCCCGGCAAGGCUCAGGUCUAUCUGUGCAACAGGCCCCUAUGGCUCAAGUUCCACCGGCACCAGACCGAGAUGAUCAUCACCAAGCAGGGCAGACGUAUGUUCCCCUUCCUAAGUUUUAAUGUCUCGGGUCUGGACCCCACAGCACAUUAUAACAUUUUUGUAGAUGUGAUUCUUGCUGAUCCCAAUCAUUGGAGAUUUCAAGGGGGCAAAUGGGUUCCUUGUGGCAAAGCGGACACCAAUGUACAAGGUAACAGGGUUUACAUGCACCCCGAUUCCCCCAACACAGGAGCUCACUGGAUGCGACAGGAAAUCUCCUUUGGGAAGAUGAAACUUACUAAUAAUAAAGGGGCCUCCAACAAUAAUGGACAGAUGGUGGUGUUACAGUCCUUACACAAGUAUCAGCCCCGGCUGCAUGUUGUGGAGGUGAAUGAAGAUGGCACAGAGGAUACCAGCCAACCUGGCAGAGUGCAGACCUUCACCUUCCCGGAGACUCAGUUUAUAGCUGUCACUGCCUAUCAGAAUACUGAUAUAACCCAACUAAAAAUCGAUCAUAAUCCGUUUGCCAAGGGAUUUCGGGACAAUUAUGACACGAUCUACACCGGUUGUGAUCUGGACCGCUUAACCCCUUCACCCAAUGACUCCCCUAGAUCUCAGAUAGUCCCCGGUGCCCGGUACUCUAUGGCCAGCUCCUUUCUCCAGGACCAGUUCGUCAGUAACUACGCCAAAUCUCGCUUCCAUCAUCCGGGCUCGGUGCCAGGGCCAGGUACAGACCGCAGUGUUCCUCACACCAAUGGGCUACUUUCCCCUCAGCAGGGCGAGGACCCGGGGGCUCCUUCUCCGCAGCGCUGGUUUGUGACCCCGGCUAAUAACAGACUGGACUUUACAGCCGCAUCCGCCUAUGACACUGCUACAGACUUCGCCGGUAACGCGGCUACUUUAUUGUCUUACGCUGCCGCGGGAGUCAAGGCUCUUCCUUUACCGACGGCCGCCUGCGCGGGGCGCCCCUUAGGUUACUACAGUGACCCUACUGGGUGGGGAGCGCGGAGCCCACCCCAAUAUUGCACCAAAACCGGAUCCGUGUUGUCUUGCUGGGCUCCAGGGGCCAGAGUAGGAGCUUCAAACCCCUACUUAUCUGGUACAGAAGAAGCCGACACCUUAGCUUCAGAUAGGUCCCCACUGGGAGAGGACACCAAACCCAAAGACCUAGCUGACUCUAGCUGGAUUGAAACCCCUCCCUCAAUCAAGUCUUUGGACUCCUCGGACUCCGGAAUUUAUGAACAGGCAAAGAGAAGGCGACUCUCUCCUUCUGACCCGGCUGUGUCUGGUAGUUCUUCACCUCUGAAAAGUGAAGUUCUGCCCUCUAGAGACUGCGAGAAGAACUGUGCCAAAGACCUUGGUUAUUAUGGCUUCUAUGCCCACACUUAAAUGAGCCACUGCCUAAAUUAGCCCAUCAGCUAAGGUUUGCCACCUUAAGGACAAUAAAUGACCAAGUCUUUUGCAGUGGUCUUUAGAACUUCACCUACGUCUUCUGACGAAUAAAGGAGGCUCUGCAUAUAACAAGAAGUGCUAGAUGGUGGGUAAGACCACCAACCAUUUAUAUUUUGCUGCCAAGUUGGGAACACGUCCUAGAACUAUUUAAGUCACCGCACUGACACCUAUUUAUUCCUAUUAUGCGUUUCACUUCUUCACUACCUAGAAUUAUGUGACAAACCACUUGUGACAGUGGUUCAGCACCAUGGACCUAGUUGGGUUCAGCAUCAUGGACCUUAUUGGGUUCAGCACUAUGGACAGUGGAGGUUUCAGCACCAUGGGCAACAGUAGCUCCAGCACCAUGGACAAUGGUUGGGUUCAGCACUAUGGACAAUGGUUGGGAUCAGCUCCAUGGACAAUGAUUGGGAUCAACACCAUGGACAAUGGUUGGGUUCAGCACCAUGGACAAUGGUUGGGUUCAGCACUAUGGACAAUGGUUGGGUUCAGCACCAUGGACAAUGGUUGGGUUCAGCACCAUGGACAAUGGUUGGGUUCAGCACCAUGGACAAUGGUUGGGUUCAGCACUAUGGACAAUGGUUGGGUUCAGCACUAUGGACAAUGGUUGGGUUCAGCAUUAUGGACAAUGGUUGGGUUCAGCACCAUGGACAAUGGUUGGGUUCAGCACUAUGGACAUUGGUUGGGUUCAGCACCAUGGAAUGCAAUGGCGGCUGACUUUAGCUUGAAGGCACAGGACCUAAUACACUCAGCUGCCUUCUUAUGGCAGCUUUUAUUUGUAGCAAGUCGUGUUGGAGAUACUGUCUGCUCCCAACCUUACACCAUACAGCGCUUCCUCCCAUGGCAAAUAUCCUUCAUGGUAGGGAUGUUGAAUGAACUGUCAAUGAUCCAUUUAUAAAUACUUUUUAAGUUUGUGAAGUCACCAGCAAAAUGCAUCAUGUCCUAUUUUAUUAACUUAUUCAUUUAAUCAUUUAUUGAUUUACUUAUUUAUGUGUCUUCUGCAUCAAUUCUGCUGUAUUGACCACGUACAAAGAAUAAUGUUUACAUGUUUACAUAGUGGACAUCACCCGAGUAUGGUAUUCCACAAUUCUUCAGACAACUUGCACAUAUUUGUGUCAUAAUAUUCUUUCUAUUCUUGUUUUUCCCUCUCCUCAUGCUACAAUUUUAUAUUUUAUUCUAUUUUUUGUGCCAACCGCAAGACUUUGCCAAAAAACAGACUAGCAUAAAAUAAUUCAGUUUUUAUUUGAAGCCAUCGUAUAACUUUUAGUUAUUUCUCAAAAUACUUUUUUUAUUGAUUUAUUUAAAAUUAAAGUUUAGCUCUCAAGUUUUUAUCCUUAAUUUUUUUGCGUGUAAAAUAAUUCUUUUUUUAUAAUAAAAAACAAAACAAAGCCAAACAACAACAUUUUGGUCUGGACUGCUGGUGACAUAGUGUAGUGGAAAUAAAGUGUGAAUUGUAUACUUAAUAAAUUCUGGGGACAUUUGUCAUUUUUUUUCUAUUGAAUAGAUGUCGGGAGAGAAAAGUCUCGCUGUAUUUAUUUAUUUAUUUUAUUUUUUAUUAUUUUUUUUUUAUCUCAGUCAUGUUUAAAGAUGAAAAAACAAAAAAAAAAAAAUAACAAAAAAAAAAAAAAAAACAUAA